AUGACUGCCGACCACAACCUUCCCAACGGCUCUGCCUCUCACACCACCGCAAAUGGCAUUAACGGUCACGCCGCAGGGCGCCCUCGGCCGCGGGAGCCCAUCGCCAUCAUCGGCAUGAGCGCCAAGUUUGGAGGGUCUGCCAGCAGUCCUUCCAAGCUUUGGGACAUGGUUAGGGAUGGGAAGAGCGCAUGGUCGCCAAUCCCGAAAGAUCGGUUCGAUGUCGACUCUUUCUACCACCCGGACAAAGACAGGCCGGGCAGGAACCAUGCUAGGGGAGGGUACUUCUUUCCCGGGGAUAUCGGACUCUUCGACGCAGGCUUCUUCAAUCUGUCGGCGGAUGCGGCCGGUGCCAUGGAUCCUCAACUUCGCCUGCUGAUGGAAUCCGUGUACGAAGCGUGGGAAGAUGCCUGCAUUCCCCUCGACAAGGUCGCCGGUUCCGAGACUUCGGUCUACACGGGCGUGUACGGCAAGGAUUACCACGAGCUGCAGACUCGGGAUCCCGAAGUGCUCCCGGCGGCGUUCCUGACGGGAAACGGCAUGGCCAUGAUGUCGAACCGGAUCUCGCACUUCUUCGACCUGCAGGGCGCGAGCAUGACCAUCGACACCGGCUGCUCUUCGGGACUCGUGGCGCUGCACCAAGCCUGCCACAGCCUCUUGGCCGGAGAGUCGGACAUGGCCGUCGUCGGCGGCACCGGCGUCAUCCUGAACCCGGAUAUGUACAUUGCCAUGUCGACCCUGGGCAUGGUCGGCGCGGACGGCAAGUGCUACGCCUGGGACGCCCGAGCGCAGGGAUACGGCCGGGGAGAGGGUGUUGCCGCCCUGAUCCUGAAGCCCCUGCGGGCGGCGUUGCGGGACGGCGACCAGGUGUACGGCGUCAUCCGCGAGACGGGCCUGAACCAGGACGGCCUGACCAAGACCAUCACGUCGCCGUCGGUCGAGUCCCAGAUCAAGCUGAUCGAAAAGUGCUACGGCCGCGCCGGCCUCGACCUGGCCGACACCGGCUACGUAGAGGCACACAUGACGGGCACGCGCGCCGGCGAUCUGGCCGAGGCGACCGCGCUGGCCAGGACCUUUGGCCGAGCUCGCAAGCCCGGGGACCCCGUGUACGUGGGAUCGGUCAAGACCAACGUCGGGCAUACCGAGGCCGUCAGCGGUCUGGCGGCCAUCAUCAAAACCCUCUUCGCCCUGAAGCACCGGGUGAUCCCGCCCAACAUCAACUACCAGACGCCCAAUCCCGAGAUCCCCCUGGAGGAGUGGAACCUGGCGGUGCCGACCUCGCUCGUCCCCUGGCCGGCGGACAAGGCGCUCCGUGCUUCGGUCAACAACUUCGGCUACGGCGGCGCCAACGCCCACGUCAUCCUCGAGGCGCCACCCGGAGAGUACGAGGAGAAGCGGCGUGCCAGAGCACCAAAAGGGCCGGCCGAGUCGGAGCAGAGCAGGAUCUUCCUGGUGAGCGGCAAGGACCAGGUGGCCACCAGCGGGCUGAUGGCCAACCUUGCCGCCUACGUCCGGGAGCUGCCGGACGACAGCACGCUCGGCGGGAUCGCGCGGACGCUGGACGAGGGCCGGACCCGGUUCCGCUGGCUCGCGGCCGUGCGGGCGCGCACCCGGGCGGAGCUGGCCGAGCGCCUCUCGCAGCCGUCGACGAAGCCGAAGCCGCAGCCGGCGCACGUCACGAGCGGCAAGCGGCCCCGGCUCGGGUUCGUCCUCAACGGACAGGGCGCGCAGUGGCACGCCAUGGGUCGCGAGCUGAUCGCGGCCUACCCCGUCUUCGGCGACGCGGUCCGGCGCGCCGACGCCGUGCUCCGGGGCCGCUACGGCGCCGACUGGUCCCUGCUCGAGGAGCUGAACCGGGACGCGAAGACGACCCGGGUCGGCGAGAUGGCCCUGAGCCAGCCCGUCACCAUCGCGCUCCAGCUCUGCCUGCUCGACCUGCUCGCCUCGUGGGACGUCCGGCCGUCCGCCUUCAGCAGCCACUCGAGCGGCGAGAUCGCGGCCGCGUACGCCGCCGGCGUGCUCACCUUCGAGGAGGCCCUGGGGGCGGGCUACUACCGCGGCCAGAUCCCGUCGCGCAGCAAGGAGCUCUCGGCCGUCCGCGGAGGCAUGCUGGCCGCCGGCGUCAGCCGGGAAGACGCGGCCAGGUUCAUCGCCGACACCAGGAGCGGCCGGGUCGUGGUCGCCUGCGUCAACUCGCCCGAGAGCGUCACCAUCUCGGGCGACAUCGAGGCCAUCGACGAGGUCGAGGCCCGCCUCAGGGCGGAGGAGCUCUUCGCCAGGAAGCUCAAGGUGCCGCUCGCGUACCACUCGCACCACAUGCGCCUCCUGGCGGACGAGUACACGGCCCGGCUCGUCGAGACGGUCAGGAGCCGGCCGGACGAGGGGUGGACGAGGCGGUACCGGUACGCGUCGCCCGUGACGGGCGACAUCGUCACCGACUCGGAGGCGCUCGGGCCCGAGUACUUUGUCCGCAACCUGACCAGCCCGGUCCUGUUCAGCGAGGCGUUCGACAAGAUGUGCUUCGGCGAGGACGGGACGGUCCAGGUCGACGUGGUCGUCGAGAUCGGAGCGCACGGCACGCUCGCCGGGCCGAUCCGGCAGAUCCUCAAGAGACGCGGAACGACCGAGCUCCCGUACGUGUCGACGCUCUCGCGCAACGUCGACGCCGUCGAGACGAUGCAGAACCUGGCCGUCGGCCUCCUGGAGCAGGGCUACCCGGUCGACCUGUCGGCCGUUAACGACCCCCUGGGCGCCGAGCCGGCCCUCGUGUACGACCUGCCCAAGUACGCGUGGAACCACACGACGCGCUACUGGACCGAGUCGCGCGUCAACCGCGAGAUCCGGUCCAGGAAGCACAAACCCCACGAGCUCCUGGGGAGCCUGCUCCCCGGCGACAACGGGCUGGCGCCGACGUGGCGCAACUUCCUCCGCCAGAACGGCUCCUCGUGGCUGGUGGACCACCAGAUCCAGGGCUACGUCGUCCUCCCGGGCGCCGGCUACGUCGCCAUGGCCGUGGAGGCGGUCAGGCAGCACCUCGGCGCCGGCGCCGGCGGCCCGGGGUCGGUGGGAGACAACGACGACGACGACGGCAUCACGGGCUUCCGGCUCCGCGACAUCGAGGUCCUCAACGCCCUGACCAUCCCGGACUCGAGCGCGGGCGUCGAGGUCCAGUUCAACCUGCGGCCGACCGAGAAGGACGACUGGUACGAGUUCCGGGUCUCGUCCCUGACCCUCUCCAACACCUGGACCGUCAACUGCACGGGCUUCAUCCGGGCCGAUACCGAGGAGUACUCCCCACUGCCGACCGUCAGCCCGGACAGCUUCUUCCACCCGGGCGCCAGGCGGGCCGACGUCGAGCCGGAGUCCCUGUGGGCGGACCUGCGCAGGAUGAGCAUGUACCACGGCCCCGUGUUCCGGCCGAUCAACAGCAUCAAGACGGCGCGCGACAAGGCGCUGACGUCCAUCACGCUCAAGCCGGUCGUCGAGGAGGCGCACGACUACGUGAUCCACCCGACCACGCUCGACGGCAUCUUCAUCGCCGCCUACAACGGCCUGCCGCGCAAGAUCCGCGACGCCUUCACCGUCGUGCCGCGCAGGAUCAAGGGCAUCACCAUCCGCCGCGACCUCCACCGCAGGGGCGGCCAGGACAUCGACUGCUUCUCGCAGGUCCACAGCGCCGACACCAGGGGGUUCGACGCCACCAUCGCCGUCACCAACACCAACGGCGGCAACGGAAGCGGCACGGGCGGUCGCGUUUCGCUGCUUGUCGACCACUUCUACGCCCAGGCCAUCCCCCGCGAGGGGGGCGACGACUCGGACGCCCAGCAGCAGCAGCCCGGCAUCAUCUCGAAACUGCAGUGGGAGCCCGACCUCACGUUCCCCGUCGUCCCGGCCAGGCCGGCCACCUCCGCGCAGCAACAACAACAACAACAACAACAACAACAACCCCUGGUCUUCCGGCCGGACGACAAGCAGGCCGACUUUGAGCGCAAGGCGCCGCGCGUGGCCUUCCACCUCAUCCACGACGCCGUGCGGGAGAUCGAGAAGACACCCGACCGCCUGAGCCCCAAGUACCGGGACCUGUUCGGGUGGAUGAAGGGCGUCGUGGCGACGGCGGCCAGGGGCGAGCUCGGCCCGCGGAGCGACACCUGGGCGCGCACCAGCAGCGGAACCAAGCAGCUGCUGAUCGACGACCUCAACGCCAAGCCCGUCCCCGCCGGCAGGCUCCUGGUCCGCGUAGGCGAGAAGCUGCCCCGGAUCCUCCGCGGCGAGGUCGACGACCGGGCCGUCGCCGAGCUCGUCAACGCCGACAACCUGCUGAGCCGGUACUACGUCGGCCACCCGACGCUCGAGGGCACGACGCUCAAGCAGAUCGCCAGGGUCGCCGAGCAGCUGGCCAUCGACCGCCCCGGCGCCACCGUGCUCGAGAUCGGCGCCGGCUCCGGCGUCGUCUCCAAGGCCGUGCUCGAGGCGUUCGGAGCCCGCCACGGCGCGGACGGCGCGAGGUCGGUGCUCGGGCACUACGACUUCACCGACAACAGCAACAACAACAGCAAUAAUAACAACAACAACAACAACAACAACAGCGGCAGCAGCUCGCAGCAGCAGCAGCUCUUCUUCGACGAGGCGGCUAAGAAGCUCGCCCCCUGGAGCGACCUCCUGACCUUCAAGGAGCUCGACAUCGGGGCGGACCCCGAGGAGCAAGGGUUCGCCGCGGCCAGCUACGACCUCGUCGUGGCCUCGCAGGCCCUCCACGACAAGGCGGUCCGCCGCGACGCCCUCCGCAACGUCAACAAGCUGCUCAAGCCGGGCGGCACCCUCCUCCUGGUCGAGACGACGCGGGACCCGGUCGAGCGCGAGCUCGUCUUCCGCGUCCUGCCCGGCGGCAAGAGCCCGACCCUCUCGGCGCGGGAGUGGGAAGAGAUCUUGCGCGAGACCGGCUUCACCGCCCCGCGGUUCCCGGUUGGUGGCGCCGACGACUCCGACGACGCUUCCAUCAGCAUUAUCCUGGCCAGCAAGGGGGCCGCCGCCCCGUCGUACCCGUCCUCCGUCUCCAUCGUGUACGCCGGCCGGGCGCCUCCUCCCGAGUCGUGGACGGAGCAGCUGAGCGAGGCGAUCCGGGCCAGGACCGGCGGGUCGUCGGUUGUUGCGGUCGAGAACCUGGACGAGCUCGAGGUCUCGCCGGAGACGGCGUACAUCUUCACGCCCGAGCUGCGGGCGCCCUUCACGGCCCGGCUGGACGAGGCCUCGUUCGAGAAGCUGAAGGCCUUCCUGCUCGACGCCCAGCUGAUCCUCUGGCUCAGCAGCGGCGGCCUCGUGGACGCCGACGAGCCGCUGGUCGGCGCCACCAACGGCCUGCUGCGCGUGCUGCGGCAGGAGGACGCCGGCAAGCGGAUCGCCCACCUCGACUUUGACCUUCCGCGGACCGCCGACGCCAACGGCGACGACAACCCCAACCCCUGGACGGCCGACAAGAUCGACUACAUCGUCGAGGUGUUCGAGCGGACCUUCGAGAAGGGCUUCGCGUCUGCCUAUCCCGACCACGACUGGGAGUACUCGGUCAAGAAGGACUCGGGCGUGUUCGUGCCGAGAGCCUAUCCCGUCCUGCAAGCUCGGGAUACCUCCGAUCUCCCCCCCCUGAAUCUGAACCGCGACGACGCGACCUAUCUCGUCAUCGGCGGCAUGGGCGGCAUCGGCCAGCACAUCGCCGCCUGGAUGAUGGAGAAGGGGGCCAGGAACGUGCUGAUCGUCUCGCGCGGCGCCGAGGCGAGCCCGGACGUGCCCUCCAUGAAGGCCAUGGCGGAGGCGGACGGGUGCAAGCUGGCGAUCCGGUCGUGCGACGUGACCGACGCGCGCGCCUUCGCCGACCUCCUCGCGUGGGCCGCCUCCUCCUCCGCCGGCGGCGGCGGCCUGCCCCCGAUCCGGGGCGUCGUCAACGCGGCCAUGGUGCUGCGGAACUCGGUCCUCGACCACAUGUCGUACGCCCUCUGGCGGUCCGGCAUCCGCGUCAAGGUCGACGGCAGCUCCAACGCCCACGCCCUGCUGCUGCCGCCGCCCGACCUCGACUUCUUCGUCCAGCUGUCCUCCGCCGUCGGCGUCCCCGGCCACCCGUCCCAGGCCCACUACGCGGCCGGGAACACGUUCCAGGACGCCCUGGCCCGCCACCGCGCCGUCCGCGGCCUGCCCGCCGUCACCCUCGACCUGACCGCCAUCGAGGGCGUCGGGUGGAUGGCCCAGCAGGGCGACGAGGAGGCCCAGCAGGAGGUCGUGCGGCGCAUCCGGAAGGUCGGCCUGUCGCCCGCGGGCAUCGACCUGGUCAUGGACCUGGUCGAGGCCGCCAUCCGCGACCCGCUGCGCGCCUCCGCCGCCGACAGCCAGGUCGUCGUCGGCCUGUCGACCUACGCGAGCAUCCCCGACGGGUCCGUGACCAAGGCGGACCGGCGGUUCGGCACGCUGCGGCUGGCGACGAAGCGGGCGGUGGCGGGGGCGGACGACGACGCCGCAGGGGGGGCUGCGGCGUCGGGGUCGGGCGGCGGCGGCAAGGACGGCGUCGCGGAGCUGCUUAGGGCGGCCGCGGACGGCAGCAUCAGCAGGGCCGAGGCGGCGCCCCUGGUCGUCGACGCCGUCGCCGCCAGGACGGCCGCCAUCUUCAACCUCGGCCGUGACGAGAUCGACGGCGGCCGCCCCCUGUCCGGCUACGGCGUCGACUCGCUCGUCGCCGUCGAGUUGCGCAACUGGCUCGUCGGCUGCCUCAAGGCCAAGGUCUCCAUCUUCGACAUCCUCCAGUCGCCCUCGCUCGACGACUUUGGCGCCCUCCUGGUCGAGAAGAGCGAGUUGCUCAAGGGGUUGGCUUAG
Thermothelomyces thermophilus ATCC 42464 is the source of this 6852-nucleotide messenger RNA. Its product is annotated as polyketide synthase. The coding region runs from base 1 to 6852 and encodes 2283 amino acids. Gene Ontology annotation, molecular function: phosphopantetheine binding; fatty acid synthase activity. Gene Ontology annotation, biological process: fatty acid biosynthetic process; secondary metabolite biosynthetic process. The transcript is spliced from 5 exons. NCBI's taxonomy places the organism in Eukaryota, Fungi, Ascomycota, Sordariomycetes, Sordariales, Chaetomiaceae. The record is from RefSeq and is a predicted model, not a curated record.